ACCUUCACCAAGUUCACCCGCUCGUGACACUCGGACUCUCGCGCUCAGCGCGGAAUAACGGACAGAGCUUCCUCUGAUCGGUUCUUCUCCGUCUGUCAGAUCAUUCCCGCGGCGCAGGCAGCGAAGCACGGACGCGGAUCCGCCGAGGGACGGUGUUGUUGUCGUUACCGGGGAAAGGACGCGCUUGGAAACGGCGGUGGUCCGUGAAUGGAUGCAUCAUGUCUUCGUUUGUGUGCCGCGUUCAGUUUCUCGACGACACCGAUCCGUUCAACAGCACCAAUUUCCCGGAACCGACCCGAGCUCCUCUCUACUCGUUCAGAGAAGAUAUCCCUCUGAUCAACCAGAUCGCGGGGGUCCACAGGCUCCUGAAGGCUCCUCACAAGCUGGAUGACUGCGCUCUGCAGCUCUCUCACACCGGUGUGUAUCUGGAUCUGGAGUCGACGCUGGACGAGCAGAGAGAUGAGCUCGAGGGAUUUCAGCCGGACGACUGCGCAGGGAGGGGAAAGAAGCACAGUGUGAUUUUACGCACUCAGCUGAGCGUCCGUGUUCACGCGUGUAUCGAGAAGCUGUAUAACUCCAAUGGCCGUGACCUGAGGAGGGCGUUGUUUUCCCUCAAGCAGAUAUUCCAGGACGAUAAGGACCUGGUUCAUGAGUUCGUUAUGGCUGAAGGUUUGACGUGUUUAAUUAAAGUCGGCGCUGAAGCGGAUCAGAACUACCAGAACUACAUCCUCAGAGCUCUGGGUCAGAUCAUGCUGUAUGUGGACGGCAUGAACGGGGUCAUAGGUCACACCGAGACCAUCCAGUGGCUCUACCUGCUCAUCGGCUCAAAGUUUCGUCUGGUGGUCAAGACGUCUCUGAAGCUGCUGCUGGUGUUUGUCGAGUAUUCAGAGUCCAACGCACCGCUGCUCAUCCAAGCCAUCAACACCGUCGACUCUAAGAGAGGCUGUAAGCAGUGGUCAAACGCCAUGGAGAUUUUAGCAGAGAAGGAUGGUGUGGACACAGAGCUGCUGGUUUAUGUGAUGACGCUUAUUAACAAGACGCUGGCGGCGCUGCCCGAUCAGGACUCGUUCUAUGAUAUGGUGGAUGUUCUGGAGGAGCAGGGCAUGGAGAGCGUGUGUGGGCGUUAUCUGGGCCGGAAGGGAACGGAUCUGGAUCUGCUGGAGCAGCUCGGCGUCUACGAGGCCACUCUGGGGCACGAGGACGGCGAUGACGCUCUGCCUCCGUCCUCCGCUCGCCGGGACAGACGCUGCUCCAGCGAGGGGCGGGGCUUGCAGAGACGCCGCAGCCGCAGGCAUUCAUUGGGCAGAUCAGGCCACGCCUCCCCGCUCAGCCCCGCCUCCCCUCACCGCGCAAACUUCCAGCCGUUUAACGGACAGGAGCUCAACGAGAGAGCUCGUGUGAUGCAUGAAUGUCUCCCGGUGAUAGAGGAGGAUGAGGAGGAAACUCCUGUCACUGAGUCUGCUUCAGAUGAUGAUGAUGAUGAUGAUAAUCUCAGUAUGGUCAGCACAUCAGAGCACAGCAGCAAACUCACACCUGAAGAGGAGGUGGAGCCGAGGGAGGCCCCGCCCCCUCCUGACUCCGCCCAGCCAUCGCUCCUGGCCAAUCUGCUGGCACGGCGCCGGUCGUCCGUCAGCGUCCCGCCGUCCAAUGAGAUCAGCCCUCCGCUGCGAGGCUCCGCCCACCUGCCGUACCUGCCCCACUCGCCCUUCUUCCUGUUCUCCUACGAUCUGGAGGAGCAGGAGGAGACAGUGCCUCAGAAGAGCAGCAGGUCGUUCUCUGCUGUAAGUUCUUCAUCCACAGCAGACAAACAGCACAAUGACCGGCCUGCUCUGGGCGGCCUGCUGUCGUCGUCGUACCGGCAGCAUCAGGAGUCUCUGGCGGCGGAGAGAGAGAGACGCCGGCUGGAGCGAGAGGAGCGACUGCAGCGCAUCGAGAGAGAGGAGCGCAACCGACACAGUCGGGACUAUGUGUCCAACAUGGAGGAGGCCAGACACGCUCGAGAGGAGAGGUUUCGGACGGCCGAGCGACUGGCGGACGAGGAGUUUGAGCGAGAGCGAAUGCAUUCUGCGCCUCGAGGUCUCAGCCUCACUCUGAGCCCGACGGACACCUGUCAAUCAUCCCACAGUGCCACGCCCUCCUCUGUGACAUCACAGGACGAGCAGGACACGCCCAUCACGUCGUACCCGCCUUCUGAACCAGACACCAAUGAUCUAGAACCGGACGUGGAGGCCAGUCUAGAACCCGAGGAGAAGGACGUAGAACCCAGAGAGGAACAGGAAGAGGAAGUGGAGGAGAUAAGUGCUGAACAGGAAGUGGGCGGAGCUGAGGAGCAGGCGGAAGAGGAAGAGGAGGGGUCUGAACGGGAAGCGCCGGAUGGAGAGGCGGAGGACAGCGGGAUCUUAAGUGAUAAAGAACGACAGAACGAAGAAGUGAACGAGAAGGAUAACUGCUCCGCCUCCAGUAUAUCCUCAGCCAGCAGCACACUAGAAAGGGAAGAUCGACUCACUGCAGGCGGAGCGGAGACGGGUCAGUGGCCUCAGAGCGUCAGAGACGUGAAUGAACAACGAAACAAGAUCCUCGACAGCAAGCUCUUCAUGCUGGACAUGCUCUACUCGCAGAGCAAGAAACCCUCGGAGGAAGAAGAGGACGAAGACGAGCUGGCCGAGGACAAAGAGCGAGACGCAAAAGAAAAGGCCGAGGAUUCGUCACAGGACGCGACGCCUCUGGAAGAGAACGAUGCUGGGAAUGAAGAAGACAAGAAAGUCGCGAACCAGAGCAACGUGCGAGCGUUUGCCGAGCGCUUCGGAGACAUCGUGAAGGGUCUCACCUCUCCACCAAUAGAAACGCAGGAACCUCCUCCUCCGCCACCAGCUCCGAAGAAGGAGUCGGACUGCAUCUGGGACCAGCUGAUGGCGAGUCCGCGGGAUCUGCGCAUCGGCGACAUCGACUUCACCGAUCUGGGAGACGAGGAUGACGAGGAUGUCCUGGACUCUGGGAGUUUAUACAGCUCCGGCGAUCUGCUGGCUCCGCCCCCUCCGCCACCGCCCUGCCCCUUUAACCUCCCGCCCCCACCCCCUAUGUUCGGCUGUCCUCCGCCCCCUCCCAUGUUCAGCAUCCGUGUGCCUCCGCCCCCUCCCUGCUUCUCCAGCCAGGCUCCGCCCCCUCCUCAGCAGCAGUCGGAGCAAGCGCCACUCUUCCAAAAGAGGAAGAAGACCAUUCGCUUGUUCUGGAGUGAAGUCCGGCCCGCCGACUCGAUCUACCGCAACCACAAACGCAGCCAAGAGUCGCUCUGGUCCAGACUUGAACCUGUCAAGCUUGACACGGCUAAACUUGAACACCUGUUUGAGAGCAAAUCUAAAGAGAUGCCCGUGACUAAGAAAACGGCAGCGGAUGGCAAGCGGCAGGAGAUCAUCAUUCUGGACUCCAAACGCAGCAACUCCAUCAACAUCGGUCUGACGGUUCUUCCCCCACCGCGCACCAUUAAAACUGCCAUAUUGAACUUUGAUGAGUACGCGCUCAACAAAGAGGGCAUUGAGAAAAUCCUGACGAUGAUUCCCACAGAGGAAGAGACGCAGAAGAUCCAGGAAGCUCAGCUGGCGAAUCCUGACAUUCCGCUGGGCAGCGCAGAGCAGUUCCUGCUGACACUGUCCUCCAUCAGCGAGCUCUCAGCACGCCUGCAGCUCUGGGCCUUCAAACUCGACUAUGAAGCCAGCGAGAAGGAAGUGGCCGAGCCGCUACAGGACCUGAAGGAGGGCAUGGAUCAGCUGGAGAAGAACAGAACGCUGCGCUUCAUCUUAUCGACUCUGCUGGCGAUUGGAAACUUCCUAAACGGCUCCAGCGCCAAAGGCUUCGAUCUGACGUAUCUGGAGAAGGUUCCUGAGGUGAAGGACACGGUUCAUAAGCAGUCGCUCCUGCAUCACGUCUGCAGCAACGUGGUGGAGAACUUCCCCGACGGCACAGACCUGUACUCUGAGAUCGGCGCCAUCACACGUUCCGCUAAAGUGGACUUCGACCAGCUGCAGGAGACUCUGACUCAGAUGGAGUGGCGCUGCAAAGCAUCAUGGGAUCACCUGAAAGUCAUCGCAAAGCACGAGAUGAAGCCGGUGCUGAAGCAGAAAAUGUCGGACUUCCUGAAGGACUGUGCCGAGAGAAUCAUCAUCCUCAAAACUGUCCACCGCAGGAUUAUAAACAGGUUUCACUCGUUUCUGCUGUUCCUGGGUCACCCGGCGUACAGCGUUCGAGAGAUCAGCGUGACUCGGUUCAGUAAAAUCCUCAGCGAGUUCGCUCUGGAGUACCGCACCACUCGCGAGCGCGUCCUCCAGCAGAAACAGAAGCGCGCCGAUCACAGAGAGAGAAACAAGACGCGAGGAAAGAUGAUCACAGACCUCAACACACAGACGGAUGAUGAAGAGGACAGUGAGGCAGGUCGUGUGUGUGUGAGCAGCAGCAGCAGCGCUCCUCCCGUGGAGCCGCAGAUGGAGCCGCAGAGUUUGUGUCACGCUGAAGACGCAGCCGAACACGAGCAGAUGAAGGCCGUGCUGAAGAGCAGCCUGCAGAGAGGAGACAACGACAGCCCCGGAGCGACGGGCCUCAGGACGCGCACACGCACACGUGCCAACAGAGGCCGCACCGCAUGGGCCGCAGCGAAUGAAGAGUCUCAGUGCACGACGGACGACGCUGCAGAUGAGAUCAUGGAGAGAAUCGUACGAUCAGCCACUCAGAGUCCCAGAGAGCGAGCGCAACCCCGCGAGCGACGCCGCUCACGCGCCAACCGCAAGUCACUGAGGAGGACUCUGAAGGGCGGUCUGACCGCAGAAGAAGCUCAAGCGCUGGGAUUGGACACGUCAGAGAUGCCAGUGUAAUGGGACGUCCCGUCCAAAACACACUGACGCUGUUGCCUUCAGCAGAACUCAUCUCAAGACAACAGAAAAUCCAAGACACCACAGUAAAAACAUGGUUUAAUAAUGAAACGGCUGCAGAAUCUUUCACUGGUCAUAUAUACAACAAAGCCCCGCCUCCACACUGUGUGUUUGAUUCUAAGCCACACCCCCUCAUUACAUACACGCCUCACCAGCCAUUCACAGGCCGUCACUGUGAUGAUGUAAAAUCCCUUUACAGUUUUGUUUAAUGAAAGGUAAGAAUAAGAUGUUUUUACCCCGACUGAACACUAACUCAGGGUUUGACUGUCGUUUCAAUUGAAUUAUUUCUAUUUAUAACUUUCAAAAUUAGAGUAACGGUGAAACGGUGGCUUUAAAUGUCUUGAUUCACUUUAUGUUUGCGUCGGUCAGAUCAGUGAAACUGUGGUCUGAUACUUUGGAUUAUUUAUUGUUAAAUGUACAAUAUGAAGGGACAACUUUCACCAGAUAUUAAAUGUGUGUAUUUUUUUUAAAUCCUACAAUCCUAGAUGUGGUUUUCAGACAGUAAAACACCUUUUAAACAUGCACAGACUCUUCUUUUUGUGCAGUUCAGUUUUCUAUCUUUAACCCUCAUAAUGCAUUCAGGUCUGUUUUGACCCAGAAGAAAUGCAGAAAUUUUAUUAAACAAUGCAUAGUUUUUAGUACGGGACCAAACUUUGCAGAUGCUCUAAGAUCCUCAAAAUACACAUUGUUUAUUUUUUUCAGAUUUUUUACAGUUAUUCUUUCAGAGAUAUAACGUGUUUCGUGCUUGGGUCAUUUUUGACCCGGGUUUGUAUGGAGCACCAUUAGUGUCACAAAUACCUUCUGUAAAAUAAUCUAUGAAGUUAUAUUAGUGUCAAAAACAUUUGUAAAAUAUUUUUAACCUUUUCCCCAUAUCUCAGAUACUUCUGGACUGAAUUUUGUUGAUGCACAUGAAUAUGUGCAACUAUUGAUGAACCACUGCAGCAUGAAAAACUGACCAUUUAAAAUUUCAAUAUGAAAUUGAAAGUUUAUGCAAGUAAAAUGAAUUUAUUUUAUUAGAAAAAUUCUCAGAGUAAUAUUUAUGUUUUGAUAGUAAUAAAUAUGUCGGUUUUCAUACAUUUGGGCUAUUCACAAGAUAUAAAUUCAAAGGAAUUUAAUUAAACUCUGUUCAUUCCAAAGGGGUUAAUACUGGUAAUUCACAGAUUAUAUUUUUUUAUAAAUUUCAUACAAUUAUAUUUUCCAAUAAAAUAUCUCAUCAAUAUUGAAAAAAUACAUAUACAUAUUUUGCAUCUUAGAUUUUUUGGUCUGGUCCAUGUGUAAUUUAAAAUGACAAAGAAUUUCUUAAUUUUUAAAUUAAUAAUAAAGGGUUAAAUGCUGUAAUAACAUGGGAACAUUCAAAACUUAGAAUUUUUCCGCAUUCAUGAGAAAUUGCUGAUGAGAUACAAUAUGGUUUAAAUUAGUUAAAAAUAUUAAGGUAUGAAUAUACGGUAUGAAAAUAAUGAUUCUUCAUGUCCAAAUGGGCCCAGAAUAUGACAAUAGUAUCAGAUUUUGAAUGCAUUGUGAGGGUUAAAUGACCUGGUUCUUGUUUUGGUCCUCUGGUUUCUAUAAGCAUCUUUUGUUUGAUUUGUGAGUGUUUUAUAGCAGAUUUCGAUGUGCCUUUGACACAGAAGGAACUACAGUAACUCGCUCAUUCAUGUUUCUGAGAUCUUCAACAGAAACCCAGAGGCCUUUAAGAUACUCGUACAUUUAUUUUCUAUCUGUCAUCAUCCUCCAGGGUCAUCUGAGAGUUUUGUGUCGGUUCAUGCUGUCAUGAGAACCAUCAUGUUGCACCUUAACGUCCAUUAUUAUUAUAAGGGAAAACAAGACUUUAUAAGAUUUGUAUGAGCUCUACAUCAGAUGCAUUCUGUCUCCAAAAAUUAUUCUAAAUGUACAAAAUGGUGAAAGUAUUUUUGACGAUGAACGAGACUGUAAAUGUUAAUGCCCUUUUGUUUUCUUUUGUAAUUUCUGUAGAUUGUUUUUUCUGUACAUGCUAAUUUAAGGAAGACAACUGAAGCCAUAAGCGCCACGCUCAGCGUUUCUCUCGCCAGCAGCAAAACUAGUUUACAGUGUUUGAACAGAGAAUUGUGUUUGGUUUUACUUGCCUUUUAUUUCAGAACAAUGAACUUGCAUGAUCCACUCGUCUGUUUUUACCUGCUGAAACAUCAGUAAUGUUAGUUCGUUUCUUGAGCACAUGGAAUCUGAACUCAUUUUGCAGAAUUGAAGGCCUUGUACUGUAAUAUUUUCACUUUGAUCUGCAUGCGUCACACCCUGCAAUAAAAACCCUUUCUGAAAUAA
This is a messenger RNA of Onychostoma macrolepis, 7211 nucleotides long. RefSeq names its product formin homology 2 domain containing 3a (gene fhod3a). Gene Ontology annotation, molecular function: actin filament binding. NCBI's taxonomy places the organism in Eukaryota, Metazoa, Chordata, Actinopteri, Cypriniformes, Cyprinidae. The coding region runs from base 219 to 4862 and encodes 1547 amino acids. The transcript is spliced from 29 exons. The record is from RefSeq and is a predicted model, not a curated record. Gene Ontology annotation, biological process: cortical actin cytoskeleton organization; cardiac myofibril assembly; sarcomere organization. Gene Ontology annotation, cellular component: cytoplasm; cytoskeleton.